UAAGAACGCGUACUUUAUUAUGCUCCACUUGCAGAACAACUAGUUCCACCCAACAAUAACACAAGUAGCUUCUCAUAAAAAAGAAACUUCAGCUUGUUUCAUGACAAUAAUUAACUCUUCUUUUUACAUUACCCAACAAUUUCAAGCUCGAUCACGCCCAUUAACUUCUAACCUUGUUCCUCGCAGAGCCUCGAACUUAAAUUAAAGAAAAUGUUUCAUCAUCAUCAUCAUCGCCAUCAUCACAAUUCAAAGCUUUCUAUUCUCAUCAUCAUCACAAUCUUCAUAACAGUAAUAACUGCUGAUCAAAACAACAAUCACUGCAACAGAAGAUGCGGAGAACAAUCCGUGAACUACCCAUUCGGAUUCUCAGAAGGUUGCAAAAUCAAAUUAAACUGCAGCAACAACAACAAUCAAAUCAAAAUUGGCGACUUAACUGUUCAAAAACUGAACUCUGAUAGCAUAUUCAUAUCUCUACCAGCGAAAUGCAACCGUAACACCAGUUUCAUAUACCCGCUUUUCGGCAAAAACUAUGCUCCAACAUGGAACAACACCUUCCUCGUUCAGAGAUGUAGACCAAAUCUUAGCGGUUGUGUUAUUCCAACUUCGAUUUUUGCUGGAACACAAAUAGAUGUUGAAGGUUGUGGUUCGAGAAGUAAAAGUGAUUACAUCACUUGCUUCACGCAAUCGCAGCGUAAAACAUCGCGUGAGGAUGUUCUUACGCCUGAUGAUUGGAAUAAAACUGGAUGUGAAUUGUUGUUCUCGGCUAUUGCUGUUGAUAACAGCACAGUCGAUGAUGUUCCGCUUCAGUUUCAGGUGGUAGAGUUAGGGUGGUGGCUUGAAGGUUCUAGUUCAUGUUCUGAUGAUGCUAAUUGUACGGUGGUUCAUCUUGCCGGAGAAAAACAAGGUUUCCGGUGUCGUUGCCGUGAAGGUUUAGUCGGAGAUGGAUUUGUAAACGGUACUGGUUGCCGGAGAGCUUCACAUUGCAGUCUUUCAACACUUGGGUCUAGCAAAUGUGCAAAAGCACUCAGAAUUGGUUUACUUCUUGGAGUGAUCAUAGUCGGAGCCUUAGUGACGGCUGCACUGUCUCUAGUAUGCUACUUCACAAAUCGCCGAUCGACAUGGCUAACAAAACAAUUGACAGUAAGGCGCCUAUUAAGAGAAGCUGCAGGAAACUACAUUGUUCCUCUCUACCCUUACAAAGAAGUAGAAAGGGCCACAAAUUUUUUCUCUGAGAAACACAGGCUAGGAACUGGUGCUUACGGCACGGUAUAUGCAGGAAACCUUCACAACAAUGAAUUGGUUGCUAUAAAAAAGAUCAGGUAUAGAGACACCAACAGUGUUGACCAAGUCAUGAAUGAAAUCAAACUCCUUUCUUCGGUAAGUCACCCGAAUUUAGUUCGACUUUUAGGUUGCUGCAUAGAAAAAGGAGAACACAUACUUGUUUAUGAGUAUAUGCCAAAUGGAACACUAUCUCAACAUUUACAAAGGGAAAGAGGUGGAACGCUUCCUUGGACAAUAAGACUCACCAUUGCCUCUGAAACUGCUAACGCUGUAGCAUUUCUUCAUUCUUCAAAUCCUCCGAUUUAUCAUAGAGACAUAAAAUCUAGUAACAUACUAUUGGACUUCAGUUUUCAAUCAAAAGUAGCAGAUUUCGGACUUUCUAGGCUUGGCAUGACAGAAAUAUCACAUAUCUCAACCGCCCCACAAGGGACUCCAGGUUAUGUUGAUCCACAAUACCAUCAAAACUUUCAUCUUUCUGAUAAAAGUGAUGUCUAUAGUUUCGGUGUUGUCUUGGUAGAGAUAAUAACAGCGAUGAAAGUGGUUGAUUUUGGUAGACCUCAAAGUGAGAUUAAUUUGGCAGCGCUUGCUGUUGAAAAGAUUAGGAAAGGCCGUGUCGACGACAUCAUAGAUCCUUUCCUUGAUCUUAAUAGAGAUGCAUGGACACUCUAUUCUGUUAACAAGGUAGCUGAGCUUGCAUUUAGAUGCCUUGCUUUUCAUAGCGAAUCGAGGCCUAAUAUGAUUGAAGUUGCUGAGGAGUUAGAUCAUAUCAGGCGUAGCGGAUGGGCGACGAUGGAGGAAACUAUAUGCUUGGGCUCAUCGGUUGGAUCCGGGUGUUCAUCUCCUCGUUAUAAUGGAAAUGAGAAUUUAGCCUCAAAGCAUGAGAUAUUGGUUGUUCCACAAAAGAGUAACAGUUUUUUGCAUACAAUAGAGGAAGUGAAGGAUAGUUCCCCUGUAUCUGUUCAUGGUACUUGGUCAAGUAGACCUAGUUCACCUUCAACAAACAGCUUGUUAGGAAAUGUUGUUCAGUGAAAUGAACUUAUUUUGUGAAUCACAAAGACAUGGCGUUAGAAUUGUAUAUAAAGUAAACUGUGAAUAUUUACUAUUAGACAAAUAAGCUGGAAAUAACUAAUACCAGAACCUAUGUUUAUCUUGUUUGUAAUUUGGUUAUUGAAGGAAGGUUUUUUUGGCGAGUUUACUGCCAAAGUUGUCUUAAUAACAUAAGUACAAUUAUAUCUUAA
Lathyrus oleraceus (garden pea) is the source of this 2519-nucleotide messenger RNA. RefSeq names its product wall-associated receptor kinase-like 14. Gene Ontology annotation, molecular function: protein kinase activity; ATP binding. Bases 211 to 2310 code for a protein of 699 amino acids. NCBI's taxonomy places the organism in Eukaryota, Viridiplantae, Streptophyta, Magnoliopsida, Fabales, Fabaceae. The record is from RefSeq and is a predicted model, not a curated record. Gene Ontology annotation, biological process: protein phosphorylation. The transcript has 4 exons.